AUGGCUGCCGAGGGAGUGACGACUGCAGUAAAUGAGUCAAUCAAGGAGGCGGUGCUGGCAGCAGUGAGAGAGGAGCUGGCUGCACACAAGGAGGAGGUGAAAGAGUUGCAGCACAUGCUGACAGCAGUCAAUGGGGAGUUGGCAGUGGUGAAAGAAGAGUUGGCAGUGGUUAAGGGGGACUUGGCAAAACACAAGGAGCAAUGGGCUGAGAGUAAUAAGCCAUUGGAUGUAAGCGGGGUGCGAGGUAAUAGUAGGAAGAGAACGCAGGAUAUGAUGUCGGGGUUUGCACGGGAAGAGGAGGGGACGGAGGUGCAGGAGUUGACUAGGCCGCGUGCCACUGAGUGUUUGGCAGCCGGUACGGACCGGCAGGUUACACAAGGUCUGAAGCAGAACGUUGACCUGAAGAUUCGCCAGAGUGAAAGCGAUCAAAAGACUGCAUGGCGGGCAAUUAAAUAUGAAUCACAGGAGAAGAAGAACCUUUUGGAACUCCAGGGUCUCCAUGGCCUCUCAGACGACAUCCUCGCCCAUGUGUCCACGAUGACUCAUCUGAAGAACCUUGACUUGGGGUCUAGCUCAGGCUUCAGUGCAGAGGGCAUCAAGCACCUCUACAGGCUGCCACGGCUGGAGUGUUUAAACCUUCAUUGCACAGACGUCUCAGACAGUGCCUUGGAGGGCAUCGGGUCCUUGACCAGCCUCACGGACCUCUAUCUCAGGAAAACUAAGGUGACCGAUGCGGGUCUUGCGCACUUGACAGGCCUCUCCACUCUCAGACUGCUAUACCUAUCGCAAAACAAGGGUGUGACAAAUGCUGGCAUGGUGCAUGUGGGGAAGUUGACAGAGCUUGAGGAGCUUUCUUUGGAUAAAACCUCAGUCACGGAUGAUGGGCUGCGGAAGCUGACUGCCCUGACCAAGCUGUACAUUCUCGGUACUCCAGACGGUGUUGACCUUGACGGCGAAGCAGUACGCCUGCGGAUAGGGAUUUAG
Messenger RNA from Closterium sp. Yama58-4, 984 nucleotides. NCBI's taxonomy places the organism in Eukaryota, Viridiplantae, Streptophyta, Zygnematophyceae, Desmidiales, Closteriaceae. The record is from the annotation of a GenBank genome assembly.